GCCUCACAAAAACCUGAGAUAAUACUAGGGUGUGUUAGACCAGGGACCCACGAGGAAAAUUUUUUCAACACGCGAAGUCACGGUAAAGGACGCUCACCACGAAGAGGAUUUGUGGAUAUAUUCUACUUUAUCUCAUCUGUUUUCUAUAUAUCCACGAUGGCUGAUGAAUGGGACGAGACUCCAAGUUCCAAUGGAGGUUUUGAAAGUAGCACAUCAGGUGGUGGCUUUGGAGGUGGCUUUGGUGGCAGUAAAGGUGGUGGUUUUGGAACAGGUGGUGGUGGUGGUGGUUUUGGGGGUGGAAACAAUGGCUUUGCAAAUGGUGAUAAGGGCAGUUCUGGUGGGGGUGGGGGUUUCGGUAGAGGUGGUGGUGGGGGUUUCGGUAGAGGUGGUGGUGGUGGGGGUUUCGGAAGAGGUGGUGGUUUUGGUGGUAGUAGUAGCAGUGGAGGAAGUGGCUGCAGAAAAUGUGGUGAGGAAGGGCAUUUUGCUAGAGAGUGUCCGCAAGGAGGAGGUGGGGGUGGAGGGAGCAGGGCUUGUUUUAAGUGUGGUGAGGAAGGUCACAUUUCUAGAGAUUGUCCACAAGGUGGUGGUGGUGGUGGUGGUAACAGAACAUGUCAUAAGUGUGGUGAAGAGGGUCAUAUUUCCAGAGAUUGCACAAACAGCAGCAAUACUGGUGGAGGAUUCGGUGGUGGAAGUACCUCUGGUGGCUUUGGAGGUGGUUUUGGUGGAGGCAGUACAAAGCCAUCAAGUGGUUUUGGUGGUGGCUUUGGCAGCAGCAGUAACAGCAAUCCCAAUGGCUUUGGAGGAGGAUUUGGAGGCGGAGAUGAUGAUACUGCUGGUGGUGGUGGUGGUUUUGGAGGUGGCAGCGGAGGAGGUGAUGACUGUUGUAGAAUAUGCAAGCAAUCAGGACAUUUUGCACGAGAUUGCCCAGACAAACCAGAAAGAGAUGAUAAGUGCAGGCGGUGUGGUGAAAGUGGGCAUUUUGUAAAAGACUGUACACAAGAGCCCACUUUAGACCCUGAUAGACCUGCACCAGUCACAUAUGUACCGCCAGAGCCAUCUGAAGCAGAGGAGGACAUGUACAAAACAAUAGCACAGGGCAUUAAUUUUGAUAACUACGAUAACAUCCCUGUUGAAGUAACAGGCCCUGGAAAUAUACCUGCUGCUAUCAGAAGCUUCUCAGAAGCAGGGCUAUCAGAGUCUAUACAAAAAAACAUCGAAAAAGCAAAGUAUGUAAAACCCACACCGGUCCAGAAAUAUGCUAUUCCAAUUAUUCUUGGGGAAAGGGAUUUGAUGUCUUGUGCUCAAACUGGUUCUGGAAAAACUGCUGCAUUCUUAUUGCCAGUUUUGGCCAGUAUUAUGCAAAAUAAAGAUCAGCUCACUAGCCAACUAAGUGAAGUACAAGCCCCCCUUGGUUUGGUCAUUGCCCCAACACGUGAAUUGGCUAAUCAAAUAUACCAAGAGGCUCGCAAGUUUUCUUUUCAAACAAGUGUUCGUCCAGUUGUUGUUUAUGGUGGUGUGUCGGUUGCGUACCAGUUACGACAGGUUCAGAGUGGUUGUCAUUUACUCGUCGGAACACCAGGCAGACUAAAAGAUUUUAUUGGAAAAAGAAAGAUAUCUCUUGAAAAUUUAAAAUACCUAGUCCUUGACGAAGCAGACAGAAUGCUUGACAUGGGUUUUAUGCCAGACGUUAAAGAAAUCAUCCAUGGUUUCGGAAUGCCGGCCAAAGAGGACCGUCACACGUUGAUGUUCAGUGCCACGUUUCCCGAGGAGAUUCAAAAAUUGGCUGGCGAGUUCUUAAAUAACUACGUUUUCUUAACUAUUGGUAAAGUUGGAAGUACUCACUCUGAUAUUGAACAAACAGUCAUUGAGGUCGACAAUGCGUCUAAGCGAGACAAACUUGUUGAAAUGCUGGGACAAGAAGGUGGCAAUAAAAACUUAGUAUUUGUGCAAACAAAAAGACAGGCGGAUUUCCUGGCAAGUUAUUUGUGUCAAAAUGGCUUUCCAACGACUAGUAUUCACGGCGAUCGAUUUCAACAGCAACGAGAAGAAGCUCUGCGCGAAUUUCGAGCCGGCCAGCAAACUGUUCUUAUCGCUACAGCCGUGGCCGCACGCGGUUUGGAUAUUGCGGAUGUAAAGCAGGUAAUCAACUACGACCUACCGGAUGAGAUCGAGGAGUAUAUUCAUCGUAUCGGUCGUACUGGUAGAAUCGGGAACAAAGGGCGUGCUACGUCGUUCUUUUCGCGUGGAAAUGACGAAGGACUGGCGAGAGCGUUGGUCAAAACAUUGGCUGAUUCUGAACAAGUAGUACCUGAUUGGUUGGAAGAGGUUGCCGAGACAGCUUUAGGUACUGGAUAUGGACCAAAGGGUGGCAGGUUCGCCUCCAAAGACACUCGACGUGGUGGAGGUAUGGCCGGUGGAGGUGGCCGAUUUAACGCCGUUGGAAACGACGAUGGUUGGAAUAACAGCAACGACACUAACGGUAGCGGCGGAACGACCAUAAACAGCGGUGGUGGUGGGGAGGACGAGUGGGACUAACCGCGCAUCAAGAAAGUGUUCUUUCUUGAAUUAAGUAGCUGUUGUUGAGUUGUUGUUCUAUUCCGCCGCGUGUUGUCUUCGUUAACCGCGUCUUGUUUUCCUGUACCGUGAACAAAAAAGAAAAUUCCGCCGAAAUGCAUUUGCUCGGUGUAUAUUGUAUAUUGAAAGUACACGUCUCGUUGAGGACGAGAACAGAUUUUCGGACUAAAAAAAAACUGUAAAAGUGUUUUAUACAUUAUAUUUUUUUAUUUAUUUGUUACAUUGUACUGUUUUUUCCGUAAACUUGCUACUUAUUAAAUAAAGUUUUUUUGCUUGCUAAAA
This is a messenger RNA of Hydractinia symbiolongicarpus, 2856 nucleotides long. Its product is annotated as probable ATP-dependent RNA helicase vasa-like. The coding region runs from base 157 to 2535 and encodes 792 amino acids. The record is from RefSeq and is a predicted model, not a curated record. The transcript has 8 exons. Gene Ontology annotation, cellular component: P granule; nucleus. Gene Ontology annotation, biological process: cell differentiation; gamete generation. NCBI's taxonomy places the organism in Eukaryota, Metazoa, Cnidaria, Hydrozoa, Anthoathecata, Hydractiniidae. Gene Ontology annotation, molecular function: RNA binding; zinc ion binding; RNA helicase activity.